UAGAAAAAGCCGUGUUCCAUGAACGCAUAGUGUACUUAAAAGAAUAAAGUAUUUUAUAUGUUUUUUUAAUUUGAAACGAAUAUAUAUUUCCUCUCUGCGGUAAAUAGUACCUACUAUUAAAACAUAACGAAAUAAUGCCGAGACCGGGAUGUGUUGUUGUUUAGUGAUUAAAUUUUAUAUUAACGCAUAAACUUUACGAUUAAAAAUGAGGAUAAGAAGAUUAUCAGCGUUCUUCUGGGCUACUUGCAUUAUAGCUUUUAUAUUUAUUCUCUAUGUUGUUACUGAUCUAACAUUUAAGCUACCAAGCAUCAAACCAGCUAUGGUUGAACUUGAUGAUAGUAAGUGGUCUUCAUUUGAGUCAAAGCUACGCCACAUAGAGAAGGAACUAAAUGAACAUCAUGCAGUAGUCGGAGAAAUAAAAACAGCAAUGGAUCAAAUUGUGGAUCAAACAAAUGAAGUCCAUCCUAUGAAAAAGCCUAAGAUUACUAAGAAACAGUCAAAAAUAAGGGACUUUAAAGUGGUAGGAGAUGAGCCACCAAGAAUGCAAAUUAAGCAUAAAGUGAAUAUGUCAUAUUGCCCUAUGAAUCAACAGACAUCUAAAACAGAUAUUCAGAUGUUAUCAAUUUAUGAAAGAAUAAAGUUUGAUGAUAUGGAUGGUGGUGUGUGGAAACAAGGUUGGGAUAUUGAAUACAAAGAGAGCCAGUGGAGUAGCAAAAAUAAACUUAAAGUGUUCAUUGUGCCACAUUCUCAUAAUGAUCCAGGAUGGCUUAAGACAUUUGAAAAUUACUACAAACUACAAACAAGAGCAAUAUUUACUAACAUGGUGGAGAAGUUGUCAGAGGGGCACGGUAGAAAGUUUAUUUGGGCGGAGAUAAGCUAUCUUUCUCUAUGGUGGAAUAUGGAUGCAACGGAGAGAGAAAAAUCUGCUUUCAUAAACUUAUUGAAAUCUGGCAAAAUAGAAAUUGUUACUGGGGGAUGGGUGAUGAACGAUGAGGCAAACUCACACUGGUUAUCAAUAAUCCAACAACUCACUGCCGGACACCAGUGGUUGAUUGAAAAUCUGGGAUAUACACCACGAAACAGCUGGUCUAUUGAUCCGUUCGGCCAUUCCAGCACUCAGCCAUACUUGCUAAAGCUGGCUGGUUUCGAAAAUUCCUUGAUUCAGCGCAUACAUUACAGAAUUAAGAAAGAGUUGGCUCGGGACAGACAUUUAGAAUUCAGAUGGCGACAAUUAUGGGAUGGAACAGGCAAAACAGAUAUGUUUACACAUAUGAUGCCAUUCUAUUCAUAUGACGUACCUCACUCAUGCGGCCCAGAUCCUAAGAUUUGUUGCCAAUUUGACUUCAAGCGAUUACCCGGUAAUGGCGUGAAUUGCCCUUGGGGCAUAGCUCCGAUUAAAAUCAUUCAGAAAAAUGUUGCUGAAAGAGCGUCAUUAAUAUUGGACCAAUGGCGUAAGAAAUCACAACUGUACCGGAGUAAUGUCGUACUGUUUCCUCUCGGUGACGACUUCCGGUACGACCGUCCCAACGAAUGGGACCACCAGUAUUCGAACUACGAAAUGUUGAUAGAUUAUAUCAAUAAUAAUGACGCCUGGAAUGCUGAGGUGCAAAUAGGAACUCUUAACGAUUACUUCAAAGCCCUGCACGAGGAAAUGAAGCUUUCCGAUUUUCCCGUGCUCUCUGGUGAUUUCUUCACGUACGCAGACAGAAAUCAACAUUACUGGAGCGGCUAUUACACGUCGAGGCCAUUUUAUAAGAACAUGGACAGGAUGCUGUUGGCGUAUGUAAGGGCAGCCGAAGUUAUAACGUCACAAGCGGUGUCAUCGAAGUCCGUGACGUAUAUUACAUCUCUACAAUUAAGGGAUCGUGUGGAAAGGGCAAGGCGGGCAUUAUCACUGUUCCAGCAUCACGAUGGUGUCACUGGUACGGCGAGGGAUGAUGUGGUACUUGAUUAUGCGAGCAAAAUGCUUCAAGCGAUAAAAGACAGUCAGUCUGUCAUACAACAAGCGGCUUUCUACCUCUUAAAGCAACCAGCCAUUAUCGACCAAACUCAAGAGGAUAUUUACUUCGACGUUGACGACAUCUGGCGAAAAAAUAAUGAAAUUCCAGCGAGAAUCACGAUAGCGCUGGACGAAGUGUCGCCAUCUAGGCGUCUAGUGCUGUAUAACGCUUUGGCAUUUAGACGACAGGAGAUAAUUACUGUGUUUGUGUCUUCGCCCCAUGUUGAGGUUUUUGACCCCGAAGGAAGUCCGAUAAUGGCCCAAAUAUCGCCCGUUGUGUCUGGUGAGAAGAGGCUAGGUUUCGCAGCGAACAAAUUUCUCCUUUCGUUCCCUGUGACUAUUGACGCGCUCGCACUAACAGUGUACAGUGUCUCGCUACGGGACAGUAUGACUAUUAACAAGUAUACGUCAUACGCCCGUGUACGCGUAUACAACGCGGACUACUGGAACAUCGACCUACCAAAGAUGUUCGCCAUUGAGCAACCCUCAGCCCGAUUAUCCGAUGACGUAACCAUACAAGCGGGAAAUAGUACGCGAGUGCUGGCCAACAAGCAUGGUCUUAUUAAAGCCAUCAUAUCCACCGACGGAAAGACCACGCCGGUGCACAUGGAUUUUGUUCAAUAUGGCACACAAAAAAUGACAGAUAACAAUAGUGGAGCGUAUCUUUUCAUUCCGGACGGUCCCGCCCAACAGUUCAACUUGGACGCGUAUCCCGAACUGGUCAUAACCGAAGGACCGUUUAAGGCAACACUUUAUACCGCACUCAUUGGUCCAAAGGCCGCUGACGUCAUUUUAGCUGUGUCUGUAUACAACAACCCCUCACUGCGGCAAAGUGAGGUGGAAGUGACCAACACAUUACUCAUAGACCCACAUGUGGAUGACUUGGAACUGGCCAUGCGGUUCUCUACAAGUAUCAAAAGUGGAGAUGUCUUCUAUACUGAUCUUAAUGGGAUGCAGAUAAUAAAACGGAGGUACUUGGAAAAAUUACCCAUUCAAGCAAAUUUCUACCCUCUUGGAUCUAGCGCGUUUAUUGAAGACGAAAGCUCUCGUCUCACCAUUUUAGCGUCUACGCCCCUUGGCGUGGCGGCUUUGCAGUCCGGACAGAUUGAAAUAAUGCAAGACAGACGUCUCUCCCGUGAUGAUAACCGCGGAAUGAACCAAGGUGUAUUGGACAACGUACGGACGAGACACACAUUCAAACUUAUUGUUGAACAUGCGCAUACGCCGUGCUCGCACAAGCCGUUUGACCACCCAAGCGGGUACCUCACACUCGGGGCUCACGUCUCCCAACAGUGUUUACUUCAGCCCCUUAUAACUAUGCACUACACGGCCAACGAAAACUCACCUAGGCCGAGCUAUUCGCGAUCCAUCACAAAUGCCGCUGACGUCAUACUCGCCUCCUUCCGGUCGCAUGUUGCUGUCAAGAAUAAGGAAGGAUCAGUCUACCAUGGUAUGGGUUUGACAGUACAACGCGUUCAUUUGGACACGUGCUUCGGUAACGCUGCCAUUUCCAAGUUUUACCCUACUGGUGAUGGACAAGUACAACUGACAGAUAUGGUAGACGUCCAACCGGACCGAGUAUUUGACAGCUCCCUCACAUUCCUCCACAUUCGUUCACCCGUUCCUGACGCGUCGCUCGUUCUCUGCCCCAUGGAGGUGCGUUCCGUAUUCAUCAACUACACUCUGAAGCACGGCUGAACGAGUGAACGAUUGACCUGUGAGUAUUGAAUUGUUAGUCACGUGACUAAAGCGUAUUGAAUUAUUUAUGUUUGUGAUAAUUUUAUUCAGGCAUUGUCAUUGAACUUUAUCUUAUAUAAAAGAACUUUAUGUAUAAUACGAAACCAAACAAAUCACAAAAGCUCGGUUUCCUAAUAUUUGUAUUUCAACUGAUACAUUGUAAAAUAAGUUCUAUCGGCGUCUCUAUAUGUUGUGAACCAUAAACUAUGUUGACACUUUGAAAAUAAAUAUACAACUUACAGCUAAGUAUUUAAUAUAAUUAAACAUAAUAACUGAUAACUUGAGUAAUAAAAAUAUAUUAGUGGUUAGGCGUCGUAAAUACAGUUUCUGACGUAAUAAAUGCAAUUUCAAUGUUAAUUCCUGCAUUUUAUAUAAAGCUGUUUCGUAUUAACGAUUCUUUUUCGAGUUUUUAUCGUAUAGUGUAGGAUUUAAUCAAAUUUCUCAUCAUGUGUGUGUAUUAUGACUAUCUAUUUGUAUAUAUUAACUAUGUUAAAUACGUAUGUACUUUAAAUUACUAUGUGUUAUGAUAUACGUGGCGUGUUUACGUGAAUUUAGUAAUAAGCUUCCCAAGGUCUCGAAGGAUUGAUGUUCCUCGUUAUGAAAUUUUUUUGAAAACUGUUACAAAAUGGCAAUAUUUCUCCUGUCACAGAACCCAUUUGGUUUAUAAUAUAAAUUGUCUCUAAAGCCAGUCUACCAGUCGAAGAACUGGCUGGCCCGAAGUACCCAGUGGCAAAGGCCGAAAUAUUGUAUCUCUCUCUUCAGUCGGUUGCGCUUGUUUGAGCUUCGUGAUCAGCAAGAAAACAUCAGGUGCCAACUAUCUGGACAGUAACAUCUCUUAUGACAGUGUACACUUUUAAGGAAGAUGAGUCUGUCGCUUGAUCGGUCCGUCUGGUUUGUGAACGACCACUUGAUCUUUUGCCGUCUAUAUUAACGAUCAGUUUCUCCAAGUUCUCAUCGCCUCUACGCAUUGUUUGGCCGAAAUAUGAUACAAUUCGCAGUCCACGGUAUUCUUAGCAUUUGGCUCCAGCACCUCAAGCAUUGUCCUUAAAAUAAAUCAAUGGCGCUCCAACCUUUUUAGGUCUGGGCCUCAGAUUUCUGUAUCUGUUU
Molecule: messenger RNA, 4843 nt
Organism: Pieris brassicae (large cabbage white)
Lineage: Eukaryota; Metazoa; Arthropoda; Insecta; Lepidoptera; Pieridae
Gene: alpha-Man-IIa
Product: alpha-mannosidase 2
Exons: 20
Coding region: 206-3697 (1163 amino acids)
Biological process (GO): protein deglycosylation; N-glycan processing; mannose metabolic process
Cellular component (GO): Golgi membrane
Molecular function (GO): carbohydrate binding; alpha-mannosidase activity
Source: RefSeq, a predicted model, not a curated record